AUGCCCUGGGGGCCUUCAACCACUCAAGUCCUGGCUAGUAAGAACAAGCUCCAGGCCGGGCCCCUGUACAGGCCAGCCUUGGCCCUGCUUCUCCAGACCAUGCUUCCAGCCACAGGGAUUCUCUCUCCCCAGUCCGGCUUCAGCCUCGUCAUGAAUCAUCCAGCCUGCGUCAAUGAGAUUACUCUGAGCCUCAACAACAAGAGUCCCAGAACAAAGGCUCUUGUGCUGGAGCUACUGGCUGCUGUGUGUCUGGUGCGGGGAGGACAUGACAUCAUUUUGGCUGCCUUUGACAACUUUAAAGAGGUGUGUGGUGAGAAGAAUAGGUUUGAGAGAUUGAUGGAGUAUUUCCGGAAUGAAGACAGCAACAUUGACUUCAUGGUGGCUUGCAUGCAGUUCAUCAACAUCGUGGUACAUUCAGUGGAGAAUAUGAAUUUUCGAGUCUUCCUGCAGUAUGAGUUCACCCACCUGGGCCUGGACGUUUACCUGGAGAGGCUGCGGCUUACAGAGAGCGACAAGCUCCAGGUGCAAAUUCAGGCAUAUCUGGAUAACGUGUUUGAUGUGGGUGCCCUCCUAGAAGACACAGAGACCAAGAAUGCUGUUCUGGAACACAUGGAGGAGCUUCAGGAGCAGGUGGCCUUGCUGACAGAGCGGCUCCGGGAGGCAGAGAACGAGUCCAUGGCCAAGAUAGCUGAGCUGGAGAAGCAGUUGAGCCAUACCCGAAAGGACUUGGAUAUACUCCGGGAGCGCCACAGUGAGUGUGCCACCAUGGGGACCUCCCAGCUGCCUCCUGAGCCCAAGAAGGUGCCCAUACUUACCCCGGUCCCAGUCCAACCCUCUGCCCUGGAGCUUAAAUUGGAGGAGCUGGAAAAGAAAGGGUUAAUCCGAAUCCUAAGAGGACCUGGGGGAGACAUCACCAUUGAGAUCAUCCCGGUUGUUGUGGCAACUCCAUCCGACAUGAUGAUGCCGACGACGACAGUGAUGACGGCUGGGGCUCCCGACUCCUCCAGCACAGAUCUCCCACCUCCAACAACUCCUCCUGCUGCAUCUGUGGGUCCUCUGCCACCACCGCCACCUCCACCGUUGCCACCAUCUCCCCCACUCCCUGGUGUCACUUCACCUACCCAUCAAGAUAUCCCACCUUCGGCACCUCCUCCACCUCCACCCCUUCCUGGUAGCCUGGAGCUACCCCCUGCCCCACCGCUGCCUGGGACAUCCCCAGCCCCACCACCUCCACCACCCCCACCACCAGGGAUGAAUGGAACAGUGCCUCCUCCUCCUCCUGGAGGACUCCCUGGUGCCUUUGGGGGACUCACUACCGCUCCAGAUAGUGCAGUGAAGGCCAAGAAACCAAUUCAGACCAAGUUCCGGAUGCCAGUUUUCAACUGGGUGGCCCUAAAGCCCAACCAGAUCACGGGCACUGUCUUUACUGAGAUCAAUGAUGAGAAAGUAUUACAGGAACUGGAUAUGAGUGACUUUGAGGAACAGUUCAAGACCAAGUCUCAGGGUCCUUCUUUGGACUUGAACGCCCUAAAAGUGAAGACAACACAGAAAGCCCCCAGCAAGGUGACACUCAUUGAGGCCAACCGGGCAAAGAAUCUGGCCAUCACCUUACGCAAAGGCAACCUGAGCACGGACCGUAUCUGCGAGGCCAUAGAGACGUAUGACCUGCAGGCCCUCAGCCUGGACUUCUUGGAGCUCCUCACUCGCUUCCUUCCCACCGAGUAUGAGCUGAGCCUCAUUGGACGCUAUGAGAAGGACCAAAAGCCAGUGGAAGAGCUGUCAGACGAGGACCGGUUCAUGCUGCGUUUCAGCCGGAUCCCUCGCCUCUCUGAGAGAAUGGCCACUCUGGCUUUCCUGGGCAACUUCCCUGACACCGCGCAGAUGCUCAUGCCGCAACUAAAUGCCAUUAUCGCCGCUUCGAUGUCCCUCAAAUCCUCUGACAAGCUCCGUAACAUCUUAGAGAUUGUCCUGGCCUUUGGGAAUUACAUGAACAGCAGUAAACGAGGGGCGGCCUAUGGUUUCAGACUACAAAGCCUUGAUGCACUGCUGGAGAUGAAGUCAACAGAUCGGAAACAGACUCUACUGCACUACCUGGUGAAGGUGAUUGGAGAGAAAUAUCCCAAACUCACCUGUUUCCAUGCUGACUUGCACUUUCUGGACAAGGCUGGGGCCGUGUCUCUAGACAGUGUCCUCCAGGACACCCGAGCUCUCCAGCGAGGCAUGGAGCUGACAAGGAGAGAGUUCAUGCGCCAAGAUGAUAAUCCUGUGUUGAAGGAGUUCUUGAAGGUCAACAGUCCAAGUAUGGAGAAAUUGCUGGCUGAUGGCAAGACAGCCCAGGAGGCAUAUGAAUCCGUGGUGGAGUAUUUUGGAGAGAAUCCCAAGACCACACCCCCAUCUAUGUUCUUCCCCGUGUUCAGUCGCUUCGUCAAAGCAUAUAAGAAAGCAGAGCAGGAGAUUGAACAAUGGAAGAAACAGGAGGCCACAGCCCAGGAGGCAGGAGCUCCCAUCCCAGGUGAAGGCCAACCUGCAGAGCCCAAGUCCCCUCCCAAGGCCCGGAGGCAGCAAAUGGACCUCAUCUCGGAGCUAAAGAGGAAGCAGCAGAAGGAGCCACUCAUCUAUGAGAGUGACCGCGAUGGGGCCAUAGAGGACAUUAUCACUGAUCUUCGGAAUCAGCCCUACCGAAGGUCGGACACCGGCCGGCGGAGCGGCCGCCGAAAGGCCUCCAGCACCCCCCUGCAGGUGACCUCCGACCUCGCUGUGUAGCCCCUGGGCUGCGGCUUGGACCCCUCCCCUCCCCUCCUCCCGCACCUGUGGAGUCCUCCGGAGGUGAGGCCUCGUGGACAGGGACUAGGCGCCUCUCGUGUAUGGGGUCAACAGAGAAUCCCCUUUCCCACAGCUUCGGAGAGUGGUGCGCCCAGCGCUUUUGGGAACGACAGUCACGAAGAAAGGGAAGAAAACGCUUGCUUUCCUGCUCCUGGGGGCACCCCCCCCCCCAAUUGGUGCACUUCCUUAUUACAGGGGGCAGCACAUCCGGGCCCUAGCGUGGAGGUGCGCGGCCCAGCCCCACCCCCAAUGCCAGAUCGUUGCCCCUCCUCUUUAACCUUUCAUCCUGUAAGCCACGUUCAGUUAUCAGACGUGAUUCCCGAGAAUUUAGGGAAUGCCCCCCUACCCUUUGCCCUUGGUCUGGGGAAUAGGGGAGAUAAGGGGGAGUGGGGGAGGGAGAGGGAGAACCCUCGGGACCUUAUUUUUAUACAAGGAGCCAAUAAAUGGAUUUGGAAGAUA
Messenger RNA from Gracilinanus agilis (Agile Gracile Mouse Opossum), 3282 nucleotides. It is a transcript of the gene FMNL1, whose product is annotated as formin like 1. Gene Ontology annotation, cellular component: cytosol. Gene Ontology annotation, biological process: cortical actin cytoskeleton organization; cell migration; regulation of cell shape. The transcript is spliced from 20 exons. The record is from RefSeq and is a predicted model, not a curated record. Bases 1 to 2763 code for a protein of 920 amino acids. Gene Ontology annotation, molecular function: actin filament binding. Lineage: Eukaryota; Metazoa; Chordata; Mammalia; Didelphimorphia; Didelphidae.